This is a messenger RNA of Marasmius oreades (fairy-ring Marasmius), 1770 nucleotides long. RefSeq lists its product as uncharacterized. The record is from RefSeq and is a predicted model, not a curated record. The transcript is spliced from 8 exons. The coding region runs from base 711 to 1673 and encodes 320 amino acids. Lineage: Eukaryota; Fungi; Basidiomycota; Agaricomycetes; Agaricales; Marasmiaceae.
UUGCUUUUGGACGAAUUUUCGAAUGUCGCUGUUCGUCGCAAUGCUCAUUCUCCUUUUCCUGUCAUUGUCAUCGACGGUAUCGUCGCCACUCUCUUUUUCGUCGUGCUCAAACCACAAUUCGCAAUGUCCUACGUUGCCGCCCAUAUCAUGAACAAAACUCGCCGUUAAAGGAACCUGCUGCCGCAAAUAAAUGCACUGUCAUGGGCAACGUUGGUCAUAUUACGGUGUGGGUAGGUUGUUGGUGAAGUCACAUCGACAUCCGCGCGCUCUAUGGUCUCAGCAACAACAGCGAAAUAUAAUAUGGAGACAACAAGCUCGACAUGCAUUCACGAUCGCCGGUCAGGACUCAGCGGUGAGUUAUGUUAAAAUUUAUGCAUAAUUUGGAGAUUACGUCAAAUGUUGGUGUAAAACUCGACAUAUACGCUAUCCCUCACCUAAUGUCCAAGCGAUAACGAUGGAGAUUCGAUGUCUGUAAUUUCCCACUUCGCAAAGGUAGUGGCGAAGGAGUAAGGUAUGCAUUCGGGGGUUCUUCUCUUCCGUUUGGAUCAAGCGGCGCGAUCCCGAAGGCGGCACGACUCUGACUUUUCCCACGGAGACCACGUUUAUUGUUUGGCGAGACAUCUGAGACAAAAUGCCUCCGGUAAAAGUUCAGCUUACCCGGUAGGCUCUCGUUCAACCUUUCUCCUACCAACGAAAUUUGCGGUCGAAAGAUGUCGGAAAACGUCCCCAAAAAGACAGAAAGCCCCUACGAUAAUGCCAGGAUCAAGUCCGAUGUGCAAGAUACUCUUCAAAUGUCGUUGAAGCGGAUACAGAACAUCAAAAGCCACCUGGACAGUGCUCCCAGAGGACAGAGAUUGCAGGGUAAAGUAUGCAUCGUAACUGGUGUCGGAUCCAUGAAGGGAAUUGGACGAGCUUCAGCGUUACGCUAUGCUCAUGAAGGAGCUGCUCAUCUCUAUUUAGUCGACUUCGAUGCAACGAACCUUCCUGAACUACAAUCCACCAUUGAACGAACGUACCCGGAUGUCAAGGUAACCACCGACGCAUUUGAUUGUGCUUCAGAGAAGCACAUCGUCGCCCUGUGUGAGCAAGCUUUGAAAGAAGAAGGUCGUUUGGACGUGUUCUUCGCGAAUGCAGGUAUUGGGACUAGAGAUGUUUUGGCCAAUAUUUCCUCCGAAACUUUCAUGGAAACAAUGAGAGUCAACACCCUCUCCUGUUUCCUGGCAGUCAAAUACGGGUCGGAAGCAAUGCAAAAGACGAAUCCUUCAAGAGGAAAGGAGCUUGGUGGCGGUAGUAUCAUACUGACCGCCUCUAUUGCUGGUAUCCGAUCCGGGGCUGGUACGGUUGAUUACUCUGCGUCCAAGGCUGCUGUGAACUCCCUUGCAAAAACUUGUGCUUACCAGCUCGCACGAACUGGGGUCCGUGUGAACACUAUCUGCCCAGGUAUCAUUGAGACUGGCAUGACCGCUUUCACAUUUGAGUAUGCUCGACGGAGAGGUACUAUGGGUAAAAUGGGGCAGCUCAACCCACUUGGAAGAUGGGCGAUGCCGGAGGAAGUUGCUCAGCUAGCAACAUUCUUGGCAUGCGAUGAUUCCAGUUAUGUCAACGGACAAAACAUCGCCGUUGACGGGGGACUUUCAUCCUCCCAUCCGACCGUGCCCGGGAAGUUCGUGUAGGCUUGCGUGGCUUUCAGAGACCUCUCGUCCAACCACCUGUAACAACUCGCACAUUCGCAUACUUAUCCGAUUCCUCCCGGUAGAAUUCAUUGUAACA